CACUGAUGGACGUGUGCUCUCUUCUCCUUCUCUUUCUCAGGAACUCUUUGCAGAGUUUGGAACCUUGAAGAAGGCAGCUGUGCACUAUGACAGAUCUGGCCGCAGUCUAGGGACAGCAGAUGUGCAUUUCGAAAGGAAGGCAGACGCUCUGAAAGCGAUGAAGCAGUACAACGGAGUCCCCUUGGAUGGGCGCCCCAUGAACAUUCAGCUGGUCACGUCACAGAUCGACACACAGAGGAGACCAGCGCAGAGUGUAAACAGAGGUGGCAUGACCAGAAACCGCGGUGGUUCAGGAGGAUUUGGUGGUGGAGGAGGCAACAGGCGAGGUACUCGUGGCGGGAACAGAGGGAGAGGCAGAGGAGCUGGAAGAACUUCCAAACAGCAGCUCUCCGCAGAAGAACUAGAUGCACAGCUGGAUGCUUACAAUGCCAGG
This is a messenger RNA of Pelecanus crispus (Dalmatian pelican), 433 nucleotides long. The record is from RefSeq and is a predicted model, not a curated record. Lineage: Eukaryota; Metazoa; Chordata; Aves; Pelecaniformes; Pelecanidae.